Harpia harpyja (harpy eagle) is the source of this 1037-nucleotide messenger RNA. RefSeq names its product galectin-related protein A-like. NCBI's taxonomy places the organism in Eukaryota, Metazoa, Chordata, Aves, Accipitriformes, Accipitridae. The transcript is spliced from 5 exons. The coding region runs from base 298 to 729 and encodes 143 amino acids. Gene Ontology annotation, molecular function: carbohydrate binding. The record is from RefSeq and is a predicted model, not a curated record.
GCUUGCCAGGCAGUCCUGUGCGGGGCAGCGGCGGCCUGCCCACCCUUGCAGUCCCCUUGCCCUCGCACCCACACCGGCCGUGUUAUUUGUGAGCUUCCCCCAGUGGGACGAGGCGCAGAGGGCCGUGACUCAGCUGCUCGGCUGGGUGGUGUCCAGCCGGUGUUUGGCAGAGAUAAGCCCCCCCCCGACAUCCUCCCUUUAUUCCGGGCUUUUUGUUUGCUUUUGUCCUAACACACAAACCAAAAACUCUUCCGAGGACUGCUGCGGUGGAGGCAAGUGUAAGAGGGCAGAGCGGUGAUGACAGAGGAGAGGUGUCCCAAAGUGGAGCAGUAUGUUGGUGAAAUUAAAGGUGGCCUGAGACCAGCCAUGAAACUCACGGUCAUAGGAAUGGUACACUCCAACCCCAAGAGCUUUUCAGUGACUCUGCUCUGUGAUCCAGUGGAUGCAAACAAAGAUGUUGGGCUGUUAUUUACAGUUAACUUUAGUGACAAAUCCAUCACCCGAAAUGCACGAAUUGCUGGGAAAUGGGGAAGAGAAGAGAAGACUAUUCCCUACUUCCCAUUUACAGCAGGCGACACAUUUAAGAUGGAGCUCUUAUGUGAACACCAGCAAAUACGAGUCUUGCUUGAUGGACGGCAGCUCUGUGACUUCACUCACCGCAUUCAGCCCCUGAACUUGGUGAAAGCUUUGCAGAUCUCAGGGGACAUCAAGCUUACCAAAGUGGCUUGAAAAAAAGGAGGCCACAAUGUCACCAGGGGACAGAAGCAAAUGUAGCGUUCUCGUGAAUUGAAAGGUUUCAACAGCUGUGGACUUCACAGUCUUCUCUGGACCAGUCCUAGGAAAUGGUAUCUGUAGCUGAAACCGCAUUGCCCAUUUUUGUAUCUAACUAAAACUGCAUCUUGCUGGCAAACUUCUUUACCAGCUCUGUUAAAUAUUUGAACGCAUGUGAGUGUUGUGCUGUUAUUUCAUUGCUGUAGAUUUACAAAAAAGUCCUAAAUACAUGGCUAUUCUAAUACAUAUAUAAACAUAUAUCAUAG